AUGAGUUUUAGUAGAAUCGAUUUAUUUUCAAGCUCUUUCAAUUUUAAUAUAGGAGGAUCAAAUGUCUCAAAAGGAACAAUAUUUGGAGCAAUUUUUACAAUAAUUGUUUUUGGUUUAACUCUUUCAUACUCUAUUUACUUAAUUGAGUUGUACUUCAGCAAUAAAAUUGAACCUGUUUAUAGGGCUUAGAAUAUCAUUAAUAAUUAAACGCAAUCGAUAGAUAUAAACUAAAAUAUUUAUGCAAUUAAGAUUAAUUACUUCGAUCCUACAAAUAGUCACUUAUAAUAUACUACUACAGUUGUAGUGGGUUCUUAUAAAAAUGAUACCCAUUUUUAAUAGGUAACUAUUGUAACAAAAAAAUGUGAAGACCCAAAUUUAGAUGAGCGACCCAUCACAACAAAAAAAUUGUGCGAGUUAAUAGCAGAUAGAUAAAAUCUUAAAUGGUAGUGA
Messenger RNA from Tetrahymena thermophila SB210, 450 nucleotides. RefSeq names its product transmembrane protein, putative. Lineage: Eukaryota; Ciliophora; Oligohymenophorea; Hymenostomatida; Tetrahymenidae. The transcript has 2 exons. The record is from RefSeq and is a predicted model, not a curated record.